AUGACGUCAUUCCGUGCGUCCAAACUCGAGGAGCGCCUGUUGCCCGAGCUGCAGAGGAGCACAUUGCUGGAGCCUGUGCUCAGCGUGAAGAGGCUGCGGCUGGGAUUGGCCGCAGACGCGUUCAGCAUAAUGCCCUCACCGCCCUGCCCGUCCACGGUGGAUUGGGCCGUGAAGCAUUUGCAACAGUGCGGCGCGUUGGACGUGCGCGAGACGCUGACGCCGCUGGGCUGGCACUUGGCGCGGCUGCCAGUGCACCCGGCAGCCGGGAAGCUACUCCUCCUGGCCACACUCUUCGGCUGCCUGGACCGCGCCGCCAGCGUGGCCGCCGUCUGGAGCUUCAAGGACCCCUUCCAGCUGGUCAUCGGUAAAGAGAAAGAGGUAGACGCGGCAAAGCGCAGCCUCACAUUGGGCGAGCCCAGCGACCACGUCGCUAUCUCCGAGGCGAUACUGCAAUGGGAGCAAUGCAGGUCGUGGAAAGAGAAGCGUGCCUUCGCCUACGAGCACUUCCUGUCGAACAGCACGCUGGAGCUGCUAGCGGACAUGAAGAGGCAGCUGGGCAACAAUCUGAAGCAGAUGGGGUUCCUCGCUUCGGGUGACGUCAGGUCCAAUUGGGAGAAUCGAAACGCAAACAACCUCAGCCUCUUCAAAGCCCUUGUGGCCGCCUCCUUGUACCCCAAUAUAGCUUCGGUCAAGUGGAUGAACACAAACAUGGCUAAUCCAAAUAAAUCAGCGAGGAUAUCGGUGUUCACGCCCGAAGAGGGCAGAACAUCUCUGCACCCCAGUAGCGUUAUGGCGCCACCGAAACACAACAAGGGCUCCGGUCCGAGGGUCAACUUCUGCACCAACGUGGGCGCCAAUUGGCUAGUUUACUGGUUGAAACAGCGUUCCACUAACUUGUUCCUGUUUGAUGUCACUUUGAUAUAUACAUUACCACUGCUGUUCUUCGGCGAAUUCAUAUUUAGCGAUGUGGAACAUGACAAUCCUGAAGAAUGUUUCUUAUCGACAAAGACAAUAAAGGUAAGAUGUAAAAGAGAGACCGCCGAUCUACUGUGUAAACUUAGAACAUUGUUGGACUUUGUCCUAGCUUCCAAGGUGACCUCUACCCAAAAUUCGAAUCAUCAUAGCGAGUUCGAGGAGGAAGUAAUAAACGCUGUUACCAAACUCAUAACGGCCGAAGAUGAACGAGCCGACUACCUGGAUCACGAUUUUUCGGAGUCUGAUACGUCAGAUGGCGAUUCACACAGAAAAUUC
Iphiclides podalirius (scarce swallowtail) is the source of this 1251-nucleotide messenger RNA. NCBI's taxonomy places the organism in Eukaryota, Metazoa, Arthropoda, Insecta, Lepidoptera, Papilionidae. The record is from the annotation of a GenBank genome assembly.